AAACAUUUCUGAAGAAUAGGAGGAGUUUAGGAUAACAGUACACUGACAAAAUGAAAGUGUUUAGUCGCAGAGAGAGAGAGAGACUGCACUGCUAAAGGACAGGAGAUUAAUCACACAGAGGUGCUUUAUUAAAGAUGGCCAGCGCUUCGAUCCCGCUCACUAAUGUGGGAAGUGGCUACACCAUCGUCACUGACGUUCUUCCAUCAUCAACAGCCCCGACUACAGCCGGACAAAAUCCCUGUCAGACAAUCAGCCCACUGCAGAAAUUCCUGAAAGGAGAACCGAAAGCUCUGGGAACUGUCCAAAUAAUGGUCGGUGUGUUGAUGAUCUUGUUUGGUAUCGUGCUCGCGAUCUCUCCUCCCAGCAUCAGCGUGUUCUCUGGAGUCGUGUUCUGGGUUGGCUCACUGUUGCACAUCAGCGCUGGUUCUCUGGCUGUUGCAGCAAACAACAAACUGAAUCACUGUGUGGUGAAAGCCACGAUGGUGGUCAAUAUUUUGAGCACGAUAGCUGCAGGAAUUGCCAUCAUCAUACUUUCCAUAACUUUGGUGAUUUUAUCAAUGUUCAGAUCCUGCUACUAUGGAGAGGAUGAUUGCAGGAAUUGGUAUCUUGCAAUGAGCUAUAGCCAUGGAAUCACCGGCGUUCUGCUGGUUUUCUCUGUGCUCCAGUUUGCCGUCUCUAUUGCAGUUUCAGCUUUCACCUGCAAAGCCGUCUGCUCCAGUGAACCAACCCUGAGCAUCGUCAAUGUGGUUCAGAACCCUGAGAUGUAUGUUCCUGUGGUCAAUUCCUAUCCAGCACAACAACCUCAGCCGGGGGUCAGUACAAUGAACGCUGUCGCCAUGAGCAGUGCACCCAUGGAAAGUCCUCCAGCGUACUGUGAGAAAGGCCACCCAGAUGACUGAGGAUAAUUUGAAAUAAGAAAUGAUUCUUAACACUGUUACUUCACGCAUGAUGGAAAACACAACCACGCUCUGUAGCGCUUACACAACACGACUUCCUGUAACCGCUAAACACACUUUCAACAUUCAUUUAUUUUAUACGGAUAUCGAUUUGUUUGUUUGUUUGUUUGCUUCCUGAAGACUUUGCUUCUUUAAGAUUUGCUCCAGUCCUUCUGAACACAUAUUUUCUGGGAAACUUAAUUGUUUUCCUGGAAAAACAAAAACAAAUAAAGAAAUGUAUACCACAGCGCUGUUGAAUUCUGGAUCCUGAUUGAUCAGAACAAAGGUGUUGAUUAAUUUUCUAUAACAGUACCGCUGACUGUAGUGCAGCUGCAAAUUAUGGAUUUAUACAUGGAGCUCCCGAUGAGUGAAAAAUGUGUUCGUAAAUACUAUUCGAACUGAAUUAUGACAACAUUCAUUAUUCUUCUGAUUCUUAAUGUUUUGAGCAGGAAGUUUUCUUUUUCAGCAGAGACAGCUGGCAAACAGCUCUCAUCUCAUCCUCUCAUCCAUGCCAUCGUUUUAAAGGGUCCCUCAGAGAAAAAUAAACAAACAUCGGCUAGAAACAUUACACAUUUUGUACAAAUGUAUUGUGAUUCCCCAGUACUGUCGCACUGUAUCACAUAAAGCAGGGCUUUAAAAUGCUUUUGUACUCCCGUUCACUUAAGUUCCACUUCAGGGCGUCGCCGUAUUGCCAUUUUGUGGGCGGUGUUAAAGGUCAGCAAGACGUACAAUUAUUGAUAGGUUUCCUGCAUCCUGAUUGGCUCGCUGUUCCUGACACUGCGAUGUCAUCGGAUGAACAAAACAUUGUUGAAAACAUGGCAGAAUGCAAAGCCUGUGGUUGCAAAAAUAAUAAACAUGAUAAUAAGGCAAAGCAUUUUUUCUGUGUUUUAUUGUCAACAACCAAACAACAUAAACGACUUGCUAAACAGCAAACAGCAGCUACACAACUUGGGAACGGGUCACACUUUAGAAACGCUGGCUUUUGAUAGAAAUUCUGCUGUUUGCGAGGACCAAUUUGAGCCCGAUUGCUUUGAAAGGAAUCUCCAGGUCGAGCUCUUGGGUCACACAGGUCGCGUUCAACUCAAACCCAGUACUGUGCCAACAAUAUUCCAACACCGUCCAUAGAAAAGGGAUUCAGGCCAUGCUAGCUGAUUAGCAAGAACAGUACAGACAUUCAAAUCUAAUAUAUAUUUCGGCACUGCAUUAACAGAGAGCUCCCAAUGAGCGUAAAAUGUGUUCAUAAAUAAUCCCACGUUAUUUUUUUAAAGCAAAUUAAAACAAGCACUGAAUAAAAAAAAUCUUGUGGAAAUAAAGAUACAAAUUUCAUUGUCUGGUGGUCAAGUGUUUAUGAGAUGUUGCCUUAUGAUUGGGUUCCCUUUGGUGCUACAUGUACGUCGUUUGUACAGACAUCGUACUGUCGCAAAAGCCAUCAAAGAUCAGGUCAACCAUAUUAUCUUACAUAUGUAGCUUCACACGUGAGGAGCUCCGCUAUUAAUGCACUCACUUUAAUAGGUUAUCGUUUCCAUGGUAACAGCUCGUUCACAGGGAUUUUUCCAGUAGAUGCGCCAUAUUUAAAACAAACAAACAAACAAACAAACAAACAAACAAAAAAACCUGUGUAAUUGUUGAUAUGGUGAAUUUUUCUGGUAAAGGUGAUGUUUAAUAAACAUUCAUGGAA
This is a messenger RNA of Neoarius graeffei (lesser salmon catfish), 2613 nucleotides long. Its product is annotated as membrane-spanning 4-domains subfamily A member 4A-like. Gene Ontology annotation, cellular component: membrane. The transcript is spliced from 8 exons. The record is from RefSeq and is a predicted model, not a curated record. Bases 135 to 899 code for a protein of 254 amino acids. Lineage: Eukaryota; Metazoa; Chordata; Actinopteri; Siluriformes; Ariidae.